AUGGUGAUAAUAAGCCUAUGGCUUCCUGAUUCUGAAUUAUGGGAAAAGGAACUGGGAAAACUAACUCAGAUGUGUCUUGGAAACGGAUAUCCAGAAGAAGCAAUACAACACAACAUACGGAUGGUGAUGAACAGAUGGAAGGCCGGAGAUUAUGAAAGGAAAGCAAGAGGAGCAGAGGAAAAACGAUGGAUGUCUCUCCUCCUGCGAGUUGGUUCGGAAGCUACGGCCAAUACUAUGUAA
Messenger RNA from Protopolystoma xenopodis, 240 nucleotides. The record is from the annotation of a GenBank genome assembly. NCBI's taxonomy places the organism in Eukaryota, Metazoa, Platyhelminthes, Monogenea, Polystomatidea, Polystomatidae.